Plasmodium gallinaceum is the source of this 4236-nucleotide messenger RNA. RefSeq names its product conserved Plasmodium protein, unknown function. NCBI's taxonomy places the organism in Eukaryota, Apicomplexa, Aconoidasida, Haemosporida, Plasmodiidae. The transcript has a single exon. The record is from RefSeq and is a predicted model, not a curated record. Bases 1 to 4236 code for a protein of 1411 amino acids.
AUGGAUAUUAAAAAUAAUGUGAACAUCGAUAUGUCAGAUAAUUCUACAAAAGAAAGACAAGAAACUGCUAUAGAAUAUAAAACAUCAAAUGAAAAUAUAGAAAAAACAGAUAAAACACCAUGUGAAAAUCUUGAAAAUAUAGAAAAAACAGAUAAAACACCAUGUGAAAAUCUUGAAAAUAUAGAAAAAGCAGAUAAAACACCAUUUGAAAAUCUUGAACAAAUAGAUAAUAAAGAAAAAGAAGAGAUCGAAAAAACAGAUAAAACACCAAGUGAAAAUCUAGAAAAAAUAGAUAAUAAAGAAAAAGAAGAAAUCGAAAAAAUAGAUAAAACACCAAGUGAAAAUCUAGAAAAAAUAGAUAAUAAUGAAAAAGAAGAAAUUGAAAACAUAAAUGAAAAUGACUCAAAAGGAGUUAAUGAAGAAAUGAAGGAAAAUAAUGGCACACGUUUAGAUCCUUCAAAUAGUAAUAAGAAUUUUAAUACUAAUGAAAGAGAAAUUAACCAACAGAAGAUCUCUGUACCAUAUCCAGUUUCUGAUCAAAAUAUUUCAACUUUAAACUUACCUGAAAAAAUACCAAAUAAUCCUGUAAAUAAGAAUGAGAAUGAAAAAAAUUCAUCCAAAAUAAUUGAAACAGGAAAAAAUGGUAAAGAUAUUCAAAAAAAUGAAGAUAAAAACCUUGAAAAAAAGGUUUCUAUAAAUGUAAAAUCUAGUGUUAUUCCAUCCCAGAAAACGAAUACUAGGACUAAUAGUAGUGGACCGCUAUAUAUUGAAGUUAAGGGACUUUUGGAAGUACUUAAUGUUCAAGAUUUUGCAAAAAAUAUAGGUAUAAAAAAUCCAACUUUAAGUGGAAAAUCUGAGAAUCCAUUGUCUAGUAAGAGAUCAUACAGUGUUCCAGCUAAAGCAGUUACAAAAAAUAUUCCUAAAGAUAAUAAUAAACAAAGUUAUAAAAAUGGAUCUCUAUAUAAAAUAUCAGGACUACCUAAAUCAUCUAACACACAAAAAAAACCUCCUUUAUUGCUUAAAAAUUCUUUAAAACAAGCACAUAUAGUGAAAAAACCUACUGAUAACAAAAGCGCAAUUAUGGGAAAACCAUUAGAUACUAAUAAAGAAAAAAGUACUUUUAGAGUUUUACCAAAAAAAAAUACUAUAACAGAUAAUCCAAAAUUACAUCCUAAAGCAACAAUUAAAUCAAAUCUGGUUCCUUCAAAGGUAAUUUCUAAUGAAGAGAAAGAAAAAAAUAAUCUUAAUAAAAUGGAAAAAUCAUUUAUAAAAAUAUCACCUAAGAUAAUGCCUUUGUUAAAUAAAGAGAAAAAUGCUAAGAAUAAAAUUCCACUAAAAGCAACUGCAAAAAAGACAUUAGAAGAUAUAAAAAAUGUAUUAGAAAAAAAAAAUAAGGAAAUCCAUAACUCUGAGAAAUCAAGAGAUACCAUAAAUGUCCCUAAUGAAGAAAAAAAAAGUUCACUACUUUCUCAAAAACUUUUAACAAAGCCAAAAUUUACAAUGAAAAUUAGUUCCUUGAAAAAAGAACUUGUUAAAAAACCGAAAGAUCCAGUAGAUACAAAAAAAAUUCUACUAAAAAAACCCAUCUCAAAAUUAGUAGAACAAAUGAAACCUAAAGAAAAAGAUAAAAAAAAAAGAAUACAAGAUAAGGAUACUCAGGAUAAGAAAGAAAAGUCGUUUAAAGAUUCAACAGAAAAAAAUGAUUUAAAAAAAAAAGAUGACACAGAAAUAGAUAAAUCCACAUUUGAAGAAAAAAAAGUAGAUAUAAAAAGAGAAGAAAUAAAUGAAGAAAAAAAUGUGAUAAAUUUAGGUGAUAAAGACGAACCUGAAAUAAAAAAAGAAGAAUUAAAAAUAUUUGAUAAAGAGCCUGAAAUAGAAAAGGAAGAUAAAUCAUCAGAUGAAAAAAAAGAAUUUAAAGCAGAAAAAGAAGAUAAAGCUCUAGAUGACAUGAAGUCUCAAGAAGAAAAAGAAAACAAAACAUUAGAUGAUAAAAAGGAACUUGAAAUGGAAACGGAUGAAAAGAAAUUAGAUGAUAUAAAAGAAUCUGAAACAGAAGAAAAGGAAAAAUUAAGUGAUGAAAAAGAAUUAGGAGCAGAAAAAAAAGAAAAUGAAUUAGAUGAUAAAAAGGAAUCUGAUCCAGAAAAAGAAGUGGUAAAAAAUUCGAAAGAAAUGGAAAAAAGAAAAGCUGAUAUAAAAAAAAGUGCAGACUUAAAAUUAAACAAAAGAGUUCCAAAAAAAAAUGAUAAUUUAUUAUCAAAAAAACAUGAUGUAAAAACUCCUCUGGGAUUAAAGCAAAAAGCAAUAAUUAAGAAUAAUUCAAUUUCUUUUAAAUCAAAAAUGGAAAUUGACGGAAAUUCGAAAGAAAGAAAGAAUUUUAAAAAUGAAAAUACUAGUGAUUUAACAAAAAGUAGUAUUCAUAGAUUUUUAACACAAAAAAAAAUUGCAUCAGUGAAAAAAUCUACUGAUUUAAAAAAGGUUUCAUUAACUAAAAAUACUGUAAAAGACGUAGAAGACCAAAAAAAACUAGGAAAAUUGGUAAAUGGAUCAUUUAAUCCAACCGAAAUGAAAAAAGAUUUUCAGGAUGAUUCACAAAAUAAUAAAAAUCUUUCCAAAAAAGUUUCUACAACACUUUCAAAAGGCAAUAUUUCUACUUUGAAAAAAAAAAUAUUGGGAAAAUCUAAAACUGAAGACAUUCACGGGAUAAGAACAGCUAAAAAUAAAACAGUAGUAUCUUCAAAAUCUGAAAACACUGAAAAUGUAUCUGAACAAGAUAAAAUUAAAAAAAAAGAUAAGAUAAAUGAAAAUGGGAUUUUUAAUAAAAAAACAUUAUUUAAAAAUAGAAAAACCUUAAGUUCUAAAUUAUCAAAAUUAAAUGGCAAAUCUAACACCUCAUCUAUAAAAAAAUUUAGUUCCUUUAGUGAUGGAAAAAAUAAGAAAACAAUUUUAGUAAAAAAUGUAACAUCAUCGAGAGGAAUUUUUGAAAAUAGUAAAAUUAAUGAUACCUUAAAAGAAGUUAAAACAGUUAAAAAACUAAAAUCUAAAAUAACUAAGAAGAUAAAUAUGAGUGAUAUCAUAAAUAAAGAAGAUAAAUUAAUUAAGAAAAUUCCAAAAAAGAUAAAAGUUAUACCUUCACAGAUAAAAAUGGAUAAAAAAAUGAGGAAGUUAAAAAUCGAAAUUUUGCCAAAAGGAACAAGCAAUGUAUUUAAGAUGAAAGAUAAAAAGGUUCCAAAAAAAAACAAAGUAAUAAAUGAUGAUGAAAUAACUAAUAGAGGAAGAGAUAAUGAAUUAACAAAAUUUGUAUCAGGAAAAAUAAAAACUAUAAAGGAUAAAGGAAAAAAUAACUAUUUAACUCCAAGAAUAGGAAUUCAUAAACCUAAAAGUAUGAAUGAUAAAUUAAAUAUGUCUACUUCGAAUUCUUCUGUUAAACCUACACCACAUUCUAUUGCACUUUCUUCAUCUACAAAAAAAUUAAAAAAAAAUAAAAAUAAAUUAGAUCCAUUAAGUAUAGAUGAUGCUCUCAAAGAAAGAUUAAUAAAUAUAAAUGUUUCGAAAAAAAUCUUAAAUACAAACAUUAGAGAUACAUACUCUAAAUAUAUACCUAAAUUAGAGGUACCUCAACUUUCAACUAUAAAUAAAGGGCAAACUAAUAAAAAAUAUGAAGAAAAAAAAAGAAAUCAAAGUGUAGGAAAUCAUGGAUUAUCUAAUUUAUAUGAAAAUCCAUCAUUUAAUUUCAAUAGGAAUAAAUCGGCAGUAUCUUUAAGAGAUUUAUCACUUCAUAUGAAACUUAAUCCAUCCAAAGAAUUAAUUACAGAAAGAGUACCAUAUAAACACAUUAAUAAUUUAUGUGAUCAUGUUACAAUAUUCAAAAAAACAGAAGAGGGAAGACAAAAUUCUAAUUGGAUUUUUAGUAAAUGCUGUACUCCAAAUAAUAAUAAGAGUUUUUAUGAAAGACGGGAACCUACAGUACAGAACUUUAGUUCUUUAUUCAAUAUAAACAAUAAAUAUAUACCAUAUGCUUACACUUCUGAAGUACUGGAAAAUCCAAGUAAUACGAUAAAAAUGUCAAAUAUAUAUGAGUCAGAUUUAUUCAUUAGUAAUGUACGAAAUAAAAUGCCAUUAAAUAAUAAUUUUAAUACACCUGGAUUUAUGAAUAAUUCAAGUUUUAAUAAUUAUACAUUACGAUUAAAAAAAAUACCAACGGGUAGCAGAAAAACUACAUAUUGUAAUUGUAUCUAA